GUCACUAUACUGAUCGAUGGGCAUCAUGGAAGAAGAUACCCAAGGACACAAGAAAUAUGUUGUUUGGAGAGUUCAUGAGUAAAUGUUCUAUUUGUCCACCCGACUAUAUAUGGGCUAAAAAGAACUUUGAAGCACGAGGUGCAUAUUUGAUGAAAAGUACUUUAAGUAGGGUUCGUACCUUGAAAACAAGACCAGAUUGGCUGGGAGAUCAUGUAUGGAAUGGGUUACGUGAGCAUUGGGAUAGUGUAAGCUUCAACAUCAAAAGUGUCAAAGCAAAAGCAAACCGGGCAUCCGAUUGUGAUGGAUUUGGACAGUCCCUUCAUAUUGGUGGCUCUAUUACCACUUCUCAGCAUAAAGCAAAUAUGAUUAAAAAGACCGGAACCACUCCUACUCAGCUAGAAUUGUUUCGCCAGACACACCAACGCAAGGAUGCUACAUGGGUGGAUAAGAAAUCAGAACACGUAAAUGCUACAUUUGAAAGUACAUGGGAAGAUAGGACGCAAAAAGCAUCUGAGCAAAAUGCUCCUCCACCUAAUGAGCUAGAUGUGUGGCUUGAGGUAGCUGGUGUGAAAAAAGGUAGAAUUUAUGGAUUAGGAAUGGAGUCUACUGUGAUGCAUAACAAAUAUUGUGGCUCAAGCUCUUCAUCAUCUGAGUGGGUACGAAGAGAAGAGUUUGAUCAAUUGAGGGACACAUUAGACAUCACUCAAAAAAUGGUACGUCAGAUGAUGGAAAUGAUGCAAACAACAGCACCAACCAAUGUGCAUACAGAUCACGGUGAUAAUUCAGAUGAUUUAGAGGAGUCAGAGGAUGCAGAUGAUCUAGGUGGUUCUUGAGGGAUUAUUUGAACUUUAUCAAACUUUGUUUUUAAGUGUAAUGUAAUAGACUAGUUUAUGAAUGUUGACUU
Lotus japonicus is the source of this 904-nucleotide messenger RNA. RefSeq lists its product as uncharacterized. The transcript has 4 exons. NCBI's taxonomy places the organism in Eukaryota, Viridiplantae, Streptophyta, Magnoliopsida, Fabales, Fabaceae. The record is from RefSeq and is a predicted model, not a curated record. Bases 57 to 833 code for a protein of 258 amino acids.